GAACCUCGCUAAUGUGAGCUCGCAAAUAAGAAGCAUUUGCUCUCACCACAUCUCGCUAGUUUCCCAGCUUAGCGAGGUAUUUUCUGGUGUUCCAUUACCACUGGUCACAUCUUAUUCGCGAGCCUGUGCAUUAGCCUCUUUCGGGAAUUCGAACCGACUCGAUGGAAGAGGUUCAGGUUCGGGAGUUUGUGGAAGUGCCGGCUGCUGACGCGGACGAAGCCGCGGAGCCCGUGAUUAGCGGCGUGAACAUCGGCGCCAUCGGCGCCGCGAUAACCGGCGCGGCGAAGAAGGACGAGGCGAAGAGGUCCCCGCUCGCGCUGCUGAUUCCGAUCGCCGUCGUAGCCGCGGGAGCGUUCGCCAUCGUCAGCAUUUUCAGAGGCGGCAAGAAAAAGGGCGAAGGCAGCACUGAUGCCACGUACAAAGCCUCGCCGCUUGUUCCGGCGACGAAUGAAACUCCUACCUUUAGUGGUGCUGACGCGAGUAAUAACUCAGCCGUUACUGCUGCUGGUGAUCGUUACGUUCCCCCGUCGCCGCAGUCGGACGCGUUCCACGACGCCACGUGGGAGCUGACGGCGGACGACGACGACGCGGCGAACGGGAUCUCCGGCGCGAAACCCGGCGAGGGCGCCACGGUGGCGCGCAUCCUCGGGAAUGCUGCGGCGAGCGCGGAAGCGGAAGCGGUGGGAGAUGGUGAAGAGGGGAAGGCUGAAGAGGCGAGAAAGGGUAACGGAGAGGAGGCGGAGGAGGAGGAGGAAGAGGAAGAGAGGGAAGAGGAGGAGGAGGACGACGAAGAGGAGGAAGAGGAGGGAGAUGCGAUGGUGUCGUCGCUGCUGCAGAAGGCGCGAGCAGCGAGCUCCAAUGUGAACGACAUGGCGGCCCAGAGCCUGGCCUGAGCUGAGCUGAUGGACCAAGACUUUUGACGCGCUUGAGGCGCUUGAGGCGCUUGAGGCGCUUGAGGCGCUUGAGGAGCUUAAGGCUCCUCACAAUGCGGGUGGCGCACGACAUGGUGGCCAAGCGCCUGAGUUGAGGGGGCAAGGCUUUUGAGUUUUGGAGGGAGGAGUUAUGCAACGCACGGCAGGGGAAAGUCAGAGUACGGUAGCUUGUGAGGAAAUCUCUCCUCUCCCUUUUCUAGUACCGUAUUUCCAGCAUCUCUUUUGACCUCUUCACUCUCCUCUUCAUAAGUCCCCUUCCAUCACUCUCACUCUCACGUUUUGUAGAGCCCUGCCCCCCUAGUGCCCCCCUAGUGCCACCCUUGUGCUCCCCUUGUCCACUCAUCCACUCCCUUUCCACCUGUAGUGUCAGUCUCAAAGUGCGUUGUGUAACACAUUUAAAUAUUAGGCUAGUAAUGUAUAGCGCCAUGCAGUUUGUCGAUUGAUGUACAGUGUAGCUAUCUUAUGAG
Closterium sp. NIES-67 is the source of this 1399-nucleotide messenger RNA. The record is from the annotation of a GenBank genome assembly. Lineage: Eukaryota; Viridiplantae; Streptophyta; Zygnematophyceae; Desmidiales; Closteriaceae.